Malania oleifera is the source of this 1923-nucleotide messenger RNA. Its product is annotated as piriformospora indica-insensitive protein 2. The record is from RefSeq and is a predicted model, not a curated record. The coding region runs from base 317 to 1708 and encodes 463 amino acids. Lineage: Eukaryota; Viridiplantae; Streptophyta; Magnoliopsida; Santalales; Ximeniaceae. Gene Ontology annotation, molecular function: protein binding. The transcript is spliced from 2 exons.
GAGGCGCAGCAGAAGCAAAGCACUGAGCAGCGCUUCUACUCCCCUAGGCCGAGUUCUGCAGAGCGCCAAAUCCCUCCGCCAUAUCUUCUCCACACUGUCUCUUUCACCUUUCCGGCCAAAACAUCCCUCACUCCCCAACGUCCUCUUACCCCCCUUUUCCCAUUCUCAUUCCCCAUUCAAACCCCAUCUCUCCAUUAAUGCUCUCUCUCUCUCUCUCUCUCUCUCUCUAGGAGCUCCCUUCUCUUUAACUUCUACAUAGUUUCAAUCUCCAUUGCUUCUCUUCUGCAUUUCUGAAAGCCUCUGAGUUAUAGCUCUAAUGGCGCUUCCUUCUGGCUGUGUUCUUGUUUUUACCCUUUCACUCUUCAUGCCCGCCAUGGUGUCUUCGCAGCAGCAGCAGCCGAUUCUGAACCCGGACGAGCAAGAAUCUGUCUACAGAGUCCUGGAGUCCGUCAACUCGGACAUCCCAUGGCGCUCUCUCUUCCCCGACGACCUCUGCUCUUCCGCUCCCCAUGGCGUCGUUUGCGACUUCUAUGGCGGCGGCGACGACGACAACAGCACCGCCGAUACUCUGCACAUCACGGAGCUGAGUUUCGGCUACGUCUCUGACUAUUCCAUGAACCCUCCUUGCACCCCCAACUCCACGCUUUCUCCUACCAUUUUCACUUUCAAAUACCUCCGGAAGCUCUUCUUCUACGGGUGCUUCACCGGAACUCAAGUCUCGCCGCCUCCGAUUCCGCCGAGUUUCGGGUCUUACUUGGAAGAGCUCGUGCUCGUAGAGAACCCAUCUCUGGCUGGGUCUCUCGCCGGCGUUUUAGGUAAUUACAGUCGCUUGAGGAGGGUAAUUCUGACCGGAACCGGCCUUAAUGGCGAAAUCCCCGAGGGGAUAGGUAGCUUGCCGGAGCUUGAACAGAUUACGCUCGCGAGGAAUCGACUCGCUGGAGAACUUCCCCGUAGUUUAGGGGACUUGAAGAAGCUUAGAGUUCUUGAUCUUAGCCACAAUGGGUUUCAGGGGAAUGUUCCGGAUUCGAUCGGACGGCUCUCGCGGCUUCUAAAGCUCGAUCUGAGCUCGAAUCGAUUUGAAGGAAAAAUCCCAGAAACAAUGAAGGAUUUGCAGGAGUUGGAGAUUCUGGAUUUGAGUUACAAUGGCUUUGCUAAUUUUGGGGUUCCCCUGUUUUUAGCAGAGAUGCCGAGGCUGAGGGAGGUCCAUUUGAGUGGGAACCCCCUGGGGGGGCAGAUUCCGGAAAUAUGGGAGAAGCUUGGGGACAUUUUGGGGAUAGGGUUUUCAGGGGUGGGACUGGUUGGGAAUAUCCCAGCUUCCAUGGGGGUGUUCUUGAGAAACAUGAGCUAUUUAGGGCUCGACAACAACAGGCUGGAAGGGACAGUGCCUCCAGAGUUGGGAUUUUUGGAUUCUAUAAACGAGAUGAACUUGGAGAACAACAUGCUGAGUGGUAGGCUUCCAUUUUCCUCAAAGUUUACUGCAAGGAUUGGGGAAAAGCUGAAGCUGGCAGGGAACCCAGAGCUGUGUGUUGAUGAGGGUUUAAGCUCUGCUGCUGCUAAAAAUGGCAUCAGCUCUGGGCAUUUGAAAUUUUGCAGCAAACCCCACAUUCCUGAUGCUGCCCUUUUCUCCGGGUCUUCUUCAAUCCACCAGGCUUCUCACCUGCUGCUACUGCUUCUAGGGUUUUUUUCUGUCUUUUCUUUCAUUGAUUGAAGAGCCGCAUCAAAACAUGAAGAUUGCUAAGCAUGGCGGUGAGCACGUUAUACCGACUGAUAUUUUCUGAUUAGGACGGUGACAGUAUGUAAGCAGGGGUUCUCUGAAAUCACAAUUGCAUAUAUUGAUGGUUAAAGGCACAUCUGUAUUAAUUAAGUUAUGAGUUACAGAGGAUGUCGGGCAAGCGGAAAGUUGUCUCUCCAAGUCCAAUCCAU